Anopheles stephensi (Asian malaria mosquito) is the source of this 1137-nucleotide messenger RNA. RefSeq names its product putative gustatory receptor 2a. The transcript is spliced from 5 exons. The record is from RefSeq and is a predicted model, not a curated record. Gene Ontology annotation, biological process: sensory perception of taste. Gene Ontology annotation, cellular component: axon; neuronal cell body; membrane. Lineage: Eukaryota; Metazoa; Arthropoda; Insecta; Diptera; Culicidae. The coding region runs from base 171 to 827 and encodes 218 amino acids.
UGAAGCACCUUCAUCAUGCAUACCACAUCGACCGCUUAACGGCCCGGUUCGGUGUCCUGCGGGAGCAGUUGGAGUCUCUGGCUGUCGUCGGUCGACCCAUCUCCCCCGGGUACCAGGAAUUAGCCGGACGCAAAGUCCCACCCAAAGUGACAUCUUUGGACCGGUGGAAGAUGAACCGCCCGGCCGUGGACAUCGAUCCGUGGACAUUACGCAACCCGACUGGGCGGGCCAAAUCCCUCGGUACCGAUGCUCCCCCCGAUACGAAGCAUCUUCGCCGAAUGUUUGCCGCCAAAAGCACGUACCUUACGCUCUGGCACGCCGCAAAGGACCUGAACGGGUGCUGCGUUUACUCGCAGCUGGCCAAUCUGCUGCAAAACUUUAUCCAGUGUACGUGCGACCUGUACUCACUGUACGCGCUGCUUUAUCUCAAUCAGUUUGGUGAUAUUUUUGGGUUCAUACUCAGCAUCGUGGCCACCUUUACCGCCCUCGGGAUCGUGCUGGCGGCGUGUGAAAACUGCAAGACCCAGGUUAGCCAGCUGGGACAGUUGCUGUACAAACGGCGCGGUGAUGAGGCAGAUUUGCUCGCGAAAAUGAUAGAAAACUUCUCCCUGCUGCUGCAACACACACCGCUCUAUUUUUCACUGGGAGGAUUUUUUGAUAUGGAUUUUGUGCUCCUGAAAGAGAUAGCAGCCGCCAUCACCACGUACAUGGUCAUUUUCAUUCAGUUUAUGCCGAAGGAGGACCCAGCAGCCUCGAAUGCGACGAUCGGAAGCGUUAACAGUACGCUUCCCUUAGCCAACAGAACGCUCACUGUGACGCUUGAAUAAAGAGUGAGAUUGAUGCAGUAACGUUGAAGGCGAUCUAAAAUUUAGAGCUCAUUACUUCACCGCUUUUCGUACGCUUAUACAAAGCCAUACCUCCAUCAUGGUGACAUAGUCCAGGCGAAACAUAUUGAUCGCCGUCAUAGCGAAUGGGGCUGAAGAUUCCAGCUUUAGCAGAAAAUGUUGUACCAUCUCCCAACCGCGCUUACACCGUAACUGCCACCGGAGAUCAAUCCGGUGCAGCAGUACCCGGGUGCGAUGACAUUCCCACAAGAUGCGCUCGUUCGAGGCGAGGUUCAUCAUCAGGCAGAUAAAC